GGCGGGGCUUCGGUUUCGUCGCGGUCGCGAACACCUCAGGAGCGGAGGCGGAGGAUGGAGCAGGAGGGCUGACGAAUGACAGGUCGGCCGGAGCGAGGGAGGUGCCUGAGCAGAGGACUCAGCCAAUGGAAAUGCAAGGUCCCCAAGCUAGGAGGCGGGGAUAUUCGGAGGGGCUUCCGCCAAUCGCCGUCGUGAACACCUCAGGGGGGGAGGAGCCGGGAGGCCGGCGAAUGGGUGGGUAACGAGAAGGCCGACCCAGCCUCUUAGGAUCAGCCAAUGAGAACCGUGCGAACCAUGCAAAGCGUCGGGAUUUCCCCCAAUCGCCUUUAAGAGGAGGGCGGGCGGAGGAGCAGCGAUUCAGAGCGAGCCAGUUAAAAGAAAAAAACAAAACCCCCGCAACGACAACAAAGCCUUUGACCAUUAUCCGUGUUUAAAUUUGUCCUUCGGGCGCUGCCGUACUGCCCCCGGAAGUGACCGCGAUUUCAUUUGCCUGCGGCCGAGGGGACGGGCGGGGGCGGCGUCGGCCCUGAGGGAGGCGGAGGGCGGUGUGGCCCUGCUAGGCCGAGGAAAGAGUUGCCGAGGGCUGCCUGCGAGCCUGGAGGAGGCGAGGGAAGGAGGGGGCCCGCCGGUGCUGCCUUCGCCGAGGAGAGGCUGCUGCUGCUGCUGCGAUGGAUUCCUGGGUGCGAUUCAGCGCCCAGAGCCAAGCUAAGGAGCGGGUCUUCAGGUGCGGCGGAGGGCGGGGAGGGAGAGGCAGGGGACCGCGAAGGGUAUCAAGAGCCAACCCGCUCCCGGUGCCGUCUCUUGGGGCGCCUUUCGUUUGGGGGAAGCGGAGCGGGGGAUUCGUGUAAUGAUCGUGGUUCGUUAUUAUGAUCCACAUUAUUAAUACUGUGUUGUCACCAGGUUAUUGUUGUUACUGUAUUCUUAAAUAUUUUACAUUUCUUUAGUCAUUGCUAUUUUGAUGUUUCUUUUGGUUUAUCAUUUAUCAUUAUUUGUACUUUAACCACCCUCCUUUCAUCCCAAGGUGGGCCAGGGUGUCGGAUAGUGAUUAGAAGUGUCGGACGAGGACCCAGGAAAGAUCAGAGUUCAACACACACAGACACAUAAACACACCCCUCGGCCACGACUUUUGGCCAGUCUCUCUCUCUCUUUCUCUCUUUCUUUUUCUCUCUUUCUCAGCCUAACUGCCUCACAAGGUUGCUGUGAGGGUAACAUGGAGCGGGAGGAGAACUUUAUGUGCCCCCUUGAGAACUCCUUGGAGAAAAAGGUGGGAUGUGAAUGCAGUAGCCAAUAGGAUAAGAAAUAUGAGUAAGCAAACUAAAACUCAGUAUUAAAAACAAUUUAAGACAACUCACAAUCCUAAAACAAUAAGGAGUGCCUUUAAACUAUAUAACAUAUCAAAUGUCAAAAGCCAUAUUUUUUUUGGGGGGGGGUGAGUUUGAGACUUCUUGGUAGAGCCACCAACCUGUGGUACCAGGCGCAAAAGAGAGAGAGUGAGAAAAGACUUUUUGUUUUUAUGUCUUUGUCACAUUUAUAUCCUACCUUUUUUUUCUCAAAGGAGUUUAAGUUGGUGCAACAUGAUUCUCCUCCUCCUCAGUUAAUCUUCAGUUAAUCCCCACAGCAAGCCUGGAAAGUAGGUUUGGCUGAGAGGCAAUGACUGGCCCAAGAUCACCCAGAGUGAGGAUUUGAACCCUGGUCUCCCCCAGGUCCUAAUCCAGUACUCGAACCACUACAGAAUGCUGCCUUCUUAUCGAUUAUUAUUAGACUUCCCUUUUAAAAAAUGAAAAGAAAAUACAAUUGCAUUUUUAAUUUUACAUUCAAUAAGCAAAAGAAAAAAAAACACACAAUAAAAGCAUAAAAUCCCCUUUUACUUCCCUCCCCUCCCCCUUUGUGCAUCCUCAUAUAAUGAUUUUCUCUCUGCAUCUCUUCCAUAACACUAUUUUACAAAUCCUUUGCCAAUCCAUAGUUCAAAUUUUUACUACAAGUUUUCUGUCAAGCUUACCAAUGAAUGUAAUUGUUUACAAUAAUUUUUCAAAUAAGUUAUAAACUUUCCCCAUUCUUUAUUAAAAUCUGCCUCUUCCUAGUUUCUAAUUCUUCCUGUAAGUUUUGCCAUUUCAGCAUAGUCCAUCAAUUUUAGUUGCUGCUCUUCUUUGGCCGGAAUUGUGCCGCCUUUCCACCUCUGGGCUAGAAGAAUCCAGACUGCUGCUUCCAAGUAGUCCUUCCACACACUAAUAUGCUUCAGUUUACCUUUGCACGCACACACCUUCCUGUGCAAUUUCCUCAUUUCACUAGCAUUGUUUGGGGCACGUGGUUCAUUCUGUUGUUUUCCUUGCUAUAACAGCUGUAGGUCAAAAAUCCUUCCCAAAUUGUGUGACAGUAGGUCCUGAUUUGUCGUCUGGCUACUUUCUGACUAUAUGCCUUUUAAAUGGAUUUUUAUUGCUUCUUUUUAAAGAAAGAAAUAAGGGGGGAUUUUUCCAGGAGCGGGGGCAAAAUAAAUGCUCCAGGAAAAGAUAAUUGGUAUCAGAGAACACGUGUAGCCUUUUUGGUAGAUAUGUUGGCUGAACAGUGAUGUGACCUGGCACGUCUGUCUCUGAAAGACUUAUACUGCAAGUUUGCUCCUCCCUUGUUUCUCAGUGGUGGCCAAAUAAUACCUUCCCACUCACCACUGACACUCUCAGUUCUUUCAUCUCCCCCAGCCCAUAAUUAAUUGUACCAGCAGUGCAAUCUGCUUUACAGUUGCUUCCCCCUGCAUUUCCAUACCCCUCCCUGCCCAAAACCAGGAUAGCUAUGCUAGACUGCAGCGUUGUGUAAUAUGCUACUCUUAACCACCCCCAUCAAAAUGGGUUCCAUUGCAGGGGUGGUUUAAUCCACACACUCUCAGCCACACCCUGUCCUCUGCAUUAUGGGACUAGAGAUGAUGAACUUUAUCGCAUUGGCAUUAGCAGAGCUAUUUUUUAUUUGUUUAAAAAGUUUACAAACUCAGGGAAAGCACACCCUCUUUUGAUGGAAAUAAACUUUAAAUUAAAAAAACCACGAACGUACUUCUCUUUCCUGCUACUUUUUGCUUUGGGCCGACACAAUCCCCUCUCCCCAUCACAGCUGCACUAAAAAUCUCAGAUUGUUCGAUUUUCUUCCACUGGCCAGUAGCAAUUGUUUGGUUAGUGGUUCCCAAACUUUCUCCCCUCCACAAUCCAUUUGUAAGUCAUGCACCUUAAUGUUUCGCAGGGUGCAUUUGCUUUUUCCCAGCUGGGAAGACUCCUGAGCAAAGGAGGCUUUUCUUAAAGUUCAGGAUUGUACAGUUAAUUUGUUAAGAUGCUCUUUGCAAAAUGAUUCUACUUGUAGAGAAAGGGUCUGUCCACAGAGUGUUUUUGCUUCUGUUCAUGAUACAGUAGCAGCAGGAAUUUAUGGUGAUGCAAUAACUCCUUCACUCCUCUCACAUCUUAUUGCAUACCCUUAGGAUGGCCAAGAGCUCCUCCAAAGUUCAAACUUCAAGGACGUAACAAGCACUCUGUGUGGUUGCCUUUCUCCCUUCCCUUCUGGAGGCUUGCCGGAGCUUGAGAAUAUGUUGGUUGCACUCUCUGUUUGGCCUGGCAGUGUGUGAUUGGGGGUCUUAAGCAAGCCUUGUAUUGCCAUCCACUGCCCUCCAGAUAUUUUGGAUUACAACUUCCUUCAUCCCUGACCAUAGACUGCGCUGGCUGAGGCUAAUGGGAGCAGCUGUAGUUCAGAACAUCUGGAGGUCAUCAAGUUGGAGAAUGUUGAAUACAGUGGUGCCUUGCAAGACGAAAUUAAUUCGUUCCGCGAGUUUUUUCGUCUAGCGAAUUUUUCGUCUUGCGAAGCACGGUUUCCCAUAGGAAUGCAUUGAAAUUCAAUUAAUGCGUUCCUAUGGUCAAAAAAAGUCCAAACAAAGCCAAAUUUGGUACAACAAGAGUUUAUUAACUGCUCUUUAAAGUCACACAUACUUUAAAGAGCAUAUCAAAAUUGAAGGAACAAUAAAUUAAGUUUCUAAACAUGACAGGAAAAACAUUUAAAAAUCAAAAAAGGGUACAUUACAUUUUCUAAGACUCUGGGGGGACCACUCGAAGAAGGUUCCUCUUCCACUCUUUGCUUCUUGCUGAGGAACCUGUCCAUGGUCUGCUGCUUCAUCCGCCUUUUCAGCAGCUCCCUGAGAGGCAACAUGACCGUUGUAUCAAAAGUGUUCGCUUGGUCAUGUGCCACGUGCUUGAUAGGGUGGUGCCGCUCUGCAAAAGCCUGCACCUCCUUCCACUUCUGGCAAAUGUCCCUCAGUUCUUUGGAGGACGGCCGUUCCUCAGUUGCUUCCUCCUCUUCCAGCGAGGCCUGCUCCUGCGCAACCUCUGACUGCAGUUCAACCAGCUCCUGGGUGGUCAGCUCGUGGUCGUGCUCCUCCACCAGCUCGCAGACGUCCUCCUCUGUGACCUCCAGGCCCGUGGUCCUCCCCAAGGCAACAAUGUCCUGCACCACUGUUGACUCUGGUGCAUCAGAGUCACUUGGUGCCACACAGUCCGGCCACAGGCUGCGCCAAGCGCAAUUCAAAUUUCUCUGGCUGAUCCCGUUCCAGGCCGUGGUGAUCAUCUUCAAGCAGGUGACGAUGUCGAAGUGGUCCUUCCAGAAUUCCCGCAGGGUGAUGGUGGUGCAAUCAGUCACCUCGAAGCAUCGCCUGAAAAGCUCCUUGGUGUAGAGUUUCUUGAAAUUGGCGAUGACCUGCUGAUCCAUCAGCUGGAGCAGUGGCGUGGUGUUAGGCAGCAGGAACAUGAUGUUGAUGAAGCUGAACUCCUCCAACAAGUCCAUCUCAAGGCCUUUAGGAUGAGCAGGAGCAUUGUCCAUCAGAAGCAAAGCCUUCAGCGGCAGGUCGUUGUCCAGCAGGUACUGUUUGACAGCAGGGCCAAAAGCAAGAUUGACCCAGUCCACAAACAGCACACGUGUGACCCAAGCCUUGCUGUUGGAUCGCCACAUGACACUCAGCCGCUCCUUGUCGACCUUGUGUUUCUUGAAGGCCCGUGGGUUCUCCGAGUGGUACACCAGCAGGGGCUUGAUCUUCAGGUCGCUGCUUGUGUUGGCACAGAAGAGCAGGGUCAGACGGUCCUUCAUGGGCUUGUGGCCAGGCAACUUGGCCUCCUCCUGUGUGAGGAAAGUCCUUUUGGGCAUCCUCUUCCAAAACAGCCCGGUCUCGUCGCAGUUGAAGACCUGCUGUGGAACGUAGCCCUCCGUCUUCACAACCUCCAGGAACUCCAAGGCAAAGUCUUCAGCCGCAGGAACAUCAGAACUGGCAGCCUCUCCAUGCCUGACCACGCUGUGGAUUCCAGAUCUUGCCUUGAACCGGUCAAACCAGCCUCUGCUUGCCUUGAAGACUUCUGGCUCGGCCGAGGUUCCUGGCUGUUCCCGGAUGAGGUCUGCGUGCAAGGCCUUGGCCUUCUCACAAAUGACGGCCUCAGUCACUGUGUCCCCUGCACGCUGCUUCUCUUCUAACCAGAUGAGCAGCAACUUCUCGACCUCCUCCAGAACAGCUGGGCGGUUCUUCAUGAUCCUGGUGACUCCCUUGGCUGCAUCAGUCGCAAGGAUCUUCUCCCUCAUCUUCAGGAUGGUCCCGAUGGUCGAUGGGUUCCUGCCGUACUCCCUGGCGAGGUCCGUCACACGCAUUCCACCGUCGUGCUUCCGGAUGAUCUCCUUCUUCAUCUCCAGCGUCACCUUCUCCUUCUUCCUCUCGCCGGCCUCCGCAGCAGCAGCAGUCUUCUUGGGUCCCAUGGCAGCACAGCUGUUACCUUUGUAAACUCAGAAAAAGAAAAAAAAAAAUCAGCAAUUCAAACCCAGAACCAAGUCCUUGAAUUCCAAACACCCAACCCAAAAUCCAAAACCCCCCAAAAAAGUUUUAAAAGUUUAACUUACGAAAUGGCUGCAAAUCACCAAAGUCUUCAAAAACCUCAACUGUUCCCCCAGCCCCUCCCCAACUGUUGCAAACCCCUCCCCAACUGUUGCAAACCCCUCCUCAACUGUUCCCCCAUCCACCCAGCACACAGAAAUUCAAAAAUUCAAACCCAGAUUAUUUUUUUUAAAAAAAUAAACAUGGCCCAAUGGUCACAGAAAAUCAUAAAAAUGCAGAAAAAAACCACACAAGCUCCCAGAUUCUUGCAAACCCCUCCCCAACACCAAGUCCUUGAAUUCUAAACACCCCAACCCAAAAUCCAAAAACCCCAAAAAAAGUUUUAAAAGUUUAACUUACCAAACAGCUACAAAAGAAGUUUUGGAAAAGCUUCAAAAAUCCAGCAAACUCUUUAAAAAGCUCAGAAAGGCCACCACACCGCGUGCAAUGUGUUGCUCCUCGAGGUCAAGUCGCAACUGCACCUCUUCCAGCAAUGCACCCUGGGUUUUAACGGUUUUACGAAAAGGAAACAAACUUGCAAGACGUUUUCGUCUUGCGAAGCAAGCCCAUAGGGAAAUUCGUCUUGCGAAGCAACUCGAAAACGAAAAAACCUUUCGUCUUGCGAGUUUUUCGUCUUGCGAGGCGUUCGUCUUGCGGGGCACCACUGUACAUGGAUAUUUAUGUGACAUAUCCUAAUCUGAAAUAUAUAUCUGUAUAUAUCUAUAUAUUUAGUUAUUCCAGGAGGCUCUCAUGGACCCACUUACGCAGUACAAGUAUACACCUCCCCUCCUUUUUGCUUUAGCUUUUUGCCUCGUGCUGCCAGCUAUUGCAAUAGGGCUACUUCAUUGGGGCCUCAAGUAUCUUCUCUACCAGGCUAAUCCCUUUCCACUGUUUGUUUCUUUCCUCCUAGGGCUGCCCAGUAUGCCUGCACUCUGCUCGGCUACUCACUGCAGAAGUAUGGGGCCAGCCCUGAUUUCAUUGCUAGGAUCAAGCAGCUGGAGGCUCACAUGAGCUUGGGGCGCAAGUGUGAGUGCAAGAGGGGUUGACUGGGACCCGAGAGGGUUGGGGAGGGAUUCAUUUUUAUUUAUUUGAGGAAAUUUCUGUAGCACUUAGUAUACAUCUAUGUAGUGCACGGCAGAUUUUUUAAAAAAACAUGUUUUACAAACAUGCAGUAAAAACAUUGACGCAAAUGCAAUGCAAAUAUACAUUUGGAUAUUAGUACUGUAACUGAGUGGGACGCGGGUAGCGCUGUGGGUUAAACCACAGAGCCUAGGGCUUGCCGAUCAGAAGGUCGGCGGUUCGAAUCCCUGCAAUGGGGUGUGCUCCUGUUUCUUGGUCCCUGCUCCUGCCAACCUAGCAGUUUGAAAGCACAAAAGUGAAGUAGAUAAAUAGGUACCACUCCGGCGGGAAGGUAAACGGCGUUUCCAUAUGCUGCUCUGGUUCACCAGAAGCGGCUUAGUCAUGCUGGCCACAUGACCCAGAAGCUGUAUGCCGGCUCCCUCGGCCAAUAUAGCAAGAUGAACGCCGCAACCCCAGAGUCGUCCGCGACUGAACCUAAUGGUCAGGGGUCCCUUUACCUUUACCUUACUGUAACUGAAUACUGAUGUUAGCCCCUCCUUUAACACACCUCCCCACACUCAGCACCACUCAAGCCUCCUGACUCUCAUCCAGGACCCAAGCAAACCCACAGGCCGCCCUAAAACCUCACAGAAAAGAGGGUACUCCUGAACCUGCCGGCUUAAGAGCCUAAGAAGAUCCUGCUGGAUCAGGUCAUUGGCCCAUCUAGUCCAGCAUCCUGUUCUCACAGCAGCCAACCAGCUGCCUGUGGGAAACCUGCAAGCAGGACCUGAACACAGGAGCCUUCCCCCCUCCUGUGGCUUCUAGCAACAGGUAUUCAGAAGCUUUGCUGCUGCCAACUGCAGAGGAGCAGCAUAGCCAUCGCAGCUGGCAGCCUUCUCUGUGAUUUUGUUGGAUCUUCUUUUAAAGCCACCUGAGUUGGUAGCCACCUGUGGGAGUGAGUUCCAUAGUUUAGCUAUGUUCUGUGUGAAGAAGGACUUUCUGACUUAGCCCCAGUUCCUCACUCUAGGGCUUACAUGCAGGCACUAAGGUCUCAUCGCCUCCUCAGGCUUCCCACAACUGUGUCCCCUCCAGCAAUCAGUCAGCUGCUCUCAGCACACCCAGUUCCACUCCAGGAUCUGGUGGACCUAGGGCAGUGGUGGCCAAACUUGGCCCUCCAGCUGUUUGGGGACUACAGUUCCCAUCAUCCCUGGCCACUGGUCCUGUUAGCUAGGGAUGAUGGGAGUUGUCGUCCAAAAACAGCUGGAGGGCCAAGUUUGGCCACCACUGACCUAGGGUAUUAAAAAAGGGCAGGCUUCAUUUAUUCAUGCUAAAUUGUUUCUGCAUCAUUUCGCCCUUUUUUUGAAGUUGUAAAAUGCUUCAUAAGUACAGUGGAACAUCGGUUUUCGAACGUAAUCCAUUCCGGAAGACCGUUUGAUUUCCGAAACGUUCGAAAACCGAAGCGUGCAUUUCCGGAAGCAUUUACAUCCAGAAAACUCAAUAUGGAAGCCGCGUGGCAUGUUCAGCUUCCAAAAAGUGGUUCAAAAACCAAAGCACUUACUUCCGGGUUUUCGGCAUUCGAAAGUUGAAACGUCCAACUUCCAAGACGCUCGAAAAUCGAGGUACCACUAUACAGGAGAGCAGCCCUCCUAGAUCAUAUUGAAGAGCCACCCACCCAGCCUCUAGUCACCCACAUAGUUCAGCCAGACUGCCUCCAGUAAGCCUCAGAGGCACGAAAUCUCUCCCCAUGUAGCAGCUCCCUUAGGAACUGCUUUUCAGCACACCUUAUUGUUUAAGGUUGUUCCCAUUUUACAGAUAGGGAACCUAGACUGAUAAAGCAGGUUUCUCAAGGCUUCCCAGAAAGUUUGUGCCUGAGCUCUGUUAGUCCAGGCUUGUAAGUAGCCAGUUGCCUGGUCCACUCUGUCAAGUAGGAACCUUCCCCCAGGUAACUAAACGAAGAUGGUGAUUUUGGUUUUUGCCACAGUUGGUUACGUGCAGCCAUGUAGGAUAGGAAAACCUAUUUGUUGGAUAGUAACUUGUACAGCAUUAUGCAACCUUGUGAUCCUUACAGCCGUCCUAUAAGGUAGACCUAUAUUGGGCCUACCUUGCAAGGUUGCUGUAAGGAUCCUCUCCCCACAUGGCAGGGGUUUAUUGGUGCUGAGAAUGGCCUCCCCAGUCUAAUGAGGUCAUAUCAGCAGUAAAAUGCAAACCAGGAACCUAAUGAUUCCUAGCUCCCCUGUUUCGUAGCUGCUGUGUUAUCCUAGUUAGCAAAGCUGUCCUAGAAUCUGGCCUCUUGAAGAUCCCCUUGGUCUAUCUGGCCCCAUCUCCUGCCACUCCUAAGGCAAACACCUGCUGUCUAAGGACGCAUUCAGACAGCCAGUUAACACCAAAUCUGAUUGCAGUUUGGAGCUUCUCCUUUAAAGAGCUGCAGAAGUGAGACCAAUGUGGGACAACCACUUUAACUUGGGAUUCCUUUCCAGUGUUCCGGCUGGGGAAUUCUUCAGAUGCCCUGGAAGCGGCCAAACGGGCCAUCCACCUGUCAGACAUGGUCCUUCGCUUCUGCAUCACUGUCAGCCAUCUAAACAGAGCCAUGUAUUUCGCCUGUGACAAUAUCCUGUGGGCAGGGAAAUCAGGUCUCGCCCCGCACAUGGACCAGGAGAAAUGGAGCCAGCGGUCUUUCAGGUGAGGUUUUUUUAAUUGUAUGAAUGUGCGCUUUUAUUAACGCUAUUGAUGGGCAUAAAAUGUUGCAUCGGUCUGCUGACUGCAAAUAAAAACACUGUGUAAGUCGGCUGUCGCAGCUGAUAUCUGUUGAUAGUGUUGGGAUACUGCCGAGGAGACGGGGGCAUUUGGCAGGCCCCCAGCUGGCUCCAGCCACUGGCCAGCAGCUGGGCGAACUCUGGUUCCUGGAACAGCAUCAAUCAGCGACACAAGCCUCAGAUAUCUUUAGAGACUUGGCACACUCUAAUCAGCAGCGUGAGUAACUUCUCACAACAGAAGUGGCGGACAGAGACAUGUGUAAGCAUUAUUUACAGGCGUUUAUUCAGCAUAGUUCAGGAACAAAGGAAAAAAACAUGUUUGCUUCCCUUCGUGUCCAAGCACACAGCAACAAAACAAAAGCAGUAUACAAACGGAAGUUCCCAGCAAGCCUGUCCUGGAAGUAAACAGGCAUCUGACACACAACAGCCAUGCCUGUUCCUUUCAAGGUGGAACGGAACUAUAUCCUAACAGAAGUUAAGGACUUUUCUUCCUCCCCACCCCUUUGCCUUUUUUCCAGGUAUUACCUCUUUGCACUGAUCAUGAACCUGAGCAGGGACGCCUAUGAGAUCCGGCUGCUGAUGGAGCAUGAGGCGAACGGGAAGUGCCAGCGAGGCGGUGGUGGAGACAGCCCCAGAGUGGGGGAAGACCACCGGCUCCAGCAGCUGAUCUUGAGGCUGAAGCUGCAGGUCCGCCUCCUGUGUCACGUGCUGAGGGACAACCCCCCUCUGCUCCUGGACCUGGCGAAAAACGCCUGCGAUAUUUUUAUCCCCAUGGACAAGCUGGGCCUGUACAAGACCAACCCAGGGUUCGUGGGGCUCUGCGGCUUGACGUCUUCCGUUAUCUCCAUUCUUACCAUUGUCUUCCCAUGGCUGAAGCUGAAGCCUUGAAGGGCGGGAGCAGGGGGGUGGGGCGGCUAGCUGGUGUCUGUGGAGCAGGCCAUAUGUCACAGGGCUUCCUCUUUCUACGUGUUCCACUUCCAGGGGCCAGCACGAGGCGUUUGUGAUUUUGACAGCUUUAGGCAGCCGGUGGCCGUUUGUGUAGCAUGGGCUCCUUGGUACAUGGGGACUUGGGCCUGUUGGCGCUUUGGGGGACAUCUAAUUUGCACUCAGUUUUAAGUGGGGGACAGCAACUUCGAGACCAACUUUCCUCACUCCUCUGAGCCACCGUACUAUAAGCCUCCUAUGCAGAUGGUCCUCAAGAUCUAUCCUUCCGCUGGCUUGCCCCUCCUCUGCCCUUCCCACUUCACAAUACCUCUCCCCACAAAUCCCAACCACUCACCUGCUCUUUUUAAUUCAUCCUGGGCUGCUCUGCAACGGUUAAGCCCCCAGUGAACUGUGGGAAUGCAUCCUUCAAUGCUCUGACAUUGGAGCAACUGGGGAAGGGAUCGGAGCUAUGCUAUGCCCUGCCACACCCAGCCUCCUCCACUCUUGAGCAGGAGGUGAAAAGUGAAGUGCAUAAACCUAGUGACCGGCUGCCUCGUGGCAUGGUACCCCUUGGCAAGGAAGGAAGGUCUGGGGAAAUGAGGCCCUGUGGCAUUCUGCAUCCUCUCUGCCUCUUUGCGGGGAGGCCAAGGGAGAACGGCUGUGGAGCUGGGGCCAUGUUUGGACUGAAGAGUAAGCACAUGCCCAGUAAACGGGCUUCUGGUAUUCCUAUCAAGCUGUGGCUCCUAUUUUUUUAUGCUUCACCACUCCAAUAACAAGCAGAGCUUUAAUGUCUGCAUUUCCUCAACCUGGUCCUCCUCCAGAUGUCCUAAACCCUGGCUCCCAUCAGCCUGCAGCCACACUGAGCAUGAUGGAAGUUGGAGUAUCCACACGGCUUGAGAAUUAGGAAGGGCUGUUCUCUGCUAUGCCUUGAUAUUUGGCGCUGUUAAUUCCUUUUCCUGAUUUUGCAAGCCUCUCCCCCAUCCCUCCGUCUCAAAACAACUUUUGAAAUCGAGUGACCUCCUGAAGCUAAAUGUAGUCAGCCACAGAGAGUUUUCUUUGGUAUUACUAUUUUUAAAUGGUGGGUGGCUCCUGUUUGCCUGGGGGAGGGUUAAGUUCUGAGUAGGGAUGUUGGUUUUCUGCCAGGCAGCUCACAGGGCAUGGCAUGUGCUCCAGAUCUGGUUAUGAUCUGAUACUUUAUAUAAAGUCAGGUUUCUUGCCGUCAUUGUUCUACAGCGAGAGCUGGCAAAUUCAGACCCUGAGAAGACUCCUGUCAAAGAACUUUGGGGGAUAGGGGAAGCCUUACCCAGCAGACUUCUCUGCUAGGUAUCUCCUUCUCUGCCGCUCUUAAGACAUAGGAAUCGUCUCAGAGUAUGCACAUAGCCAUCUUACUCCUCACACCCUGUGGCUGCCACCUCAUUUCCCUUCACAGGAGCUCUGUGCCUUUAGUAGUUGCACAACAGACAGACAUUCCACCUACUCCCCUUUCAGUACUGCUUCUUAAUCUCCACCUUCAGCACCACCCAUCUGCCCUGCUCAUAACCCCAUUCCUGGUUUUGAAACAGGUGUUUCAAACUAGGAGCAGGUGAUAUACCCCGUUCCUCUGCUAAUACAGUGCAGUACCCUCCAGAUGUUGCGGAGCUUGUGGCCUCCAUCUUUCACCAUUGGCCACACUGGUUGGGUCUGAGCAGAGUUUGGUGGGAGGAGCCUACAGCAGUAUCAGGAGGGCACCAUAUUGGCUACCCCAGGAUUAAAAAUUUACCAUUUCUCCCAGUCCUCAACUACACUUCUACCUUUCCCUCUUACUAGUGUAUCAAAUAAACAGGGUUGAUCAUUUGAUCCAAUAAAGUAAGGUUGGCAUAUGUUGUGUA
This is a messenger RNA of Podarcis lilfordi (Lilford's wall lizard), 12476 nucleotides long. Lineage: Eukaryota; Metazoa; Chordata; Lepidosauria; Squamata; Lacertidae. The record is from the annotation of a GenBank genome assembly.